This is a messenger RNA of Coffea eugenioides, 1271 nucleotides long. RefSeq lists its product as uncharacterized. The record is from RefSeq and is a predicted model, not a curated record. Bases 146 to 1000 code for a protein of 284 amino acids. The transcript is spliced from 4 exons. NCBI's taxonomy places the organism in Eukaryota, Viridiplantae, Streptophyta, Magnoliopsida, Gentianales, Rubiaceae.
UCCCCGAUCUCACACACUAGCACCAAAACACACACACACACACACGCUCGCUCACACAGCAAAUUAACACACCCCAUCCCCUUAACCCCAAAAAAAUAAUAAUAAUAAUAAUAAAAAGAAGGAAAGAGAAAAAGAAAGAGCGGCCAUGGGCCAGUCGGAUGGCGAUGGGGAACAACAACAGCUGCAGGAGGUACAAGUAAAUCAUGAUUUCUUCGAGCAACACGUCGUCGUAAUGAGGCACGGAGACAGGUUAGACAACUUCGACUUGUUGUGGGCCAGCAAGGCCUCUCGGCCCUGGGAUCCACCAUUAACCCAAGAUGGAAAAGACCGGGCUUUUGCUCGCGGUCGGAAGUUCAGGGCCGGCCGCUCUCCCGUUAAUUUCCCUAUCCAUCGGGUCUUCGUUUCUCCAUUUCUCCGGUGUCUCCAGACCGCCACCGAAGUUGUCCACGGCCUCUGCGCCGUCAACGAUGACGAUCUCACCGUCACUUCCUCCAACGGCAUCACCAUCGACCCCUCCAAAAUCAAGGUCGCUGUUGAGUAUGGAUUGUGUGAAAUGUUGAAUGCAACUGCAGUUAGACCUGAGAAUGUUCCUAAGGACUAUGACUUUGGUUUUGACAUCUCUAAGUGUGAAGCUGUCUUACCAGCUGGAACUAUAGAUCACAGCGUGGAACCGGUUGAUAAGGAGAUCCCACAAUGGGGAGAGUUACCAGCUGAUGCUCGAAUCAGAUAUUGUUCAGUCAUAAAAGAACUUGCUGAUAAAUAUCCCUCAGAGAACUUGUUGCUUGUGACACAUGGAGAAGGAGUUGGGUCUUCUGUUACAGCAUUUGCAGAAAACACACAGGUAUAUGCAGCUGACUACUGCGGAUAUUCACACUUGAGCAGAUCUGUAUUUCCUGCUGAAGACGAGUCUUUUACUGCUGGACCAUUUAAGGUCCAUAUAAAGGAUGGUGAAAAUGGCCUCAGUUACUGUGGAUCUAGUGUUGAGCGAGAUUCUACAUAAUUUGAUCCUUCUGCUAAUUCUUUUACGUAUAUCGUUCGAAUUGCAGAGACGAAACUUGUGAGACCAAUCACGUUCCAACAACUAUACACAUGUCGUACGUGGUCAUACAAUUCCAGAUUCUGGACUAGUUUUUCCCGAAAGUGUUAGAUAUUAGUUGCAACUUGGUGUGUGUACAUUUUACUUGCAUCCUUAGUUGUUUUACGAACUAGCAAUGAAGUUUGCAGCAAGCAAUCAUUUCAAGGAAGGAAAUUAGAAAUUACAUUAGCUAGGA